ACAAGAUAUCAUCAUGGUAUAUAAGCCAGAUUCUAUUGCAACAAGCCAUUGUUACUUCACAAUCAGUCGAAAAGCACAAUGAAGGUCUUUAUCGCCCUCCUCGCUCUGGUAGCCCUGGGAUGCUCAGCUCCUCAACCAAGACACACCUUCCACGAGCAUUAUGAAGAGUUCCUGGACGUCAUCAGAGAGGAGAUUGAGGAGGAGCUUGAACAGUUGAUGGACGAAUACGCACAGUUCGAAGAGUUCAAAGCGGGAAUAGAAUACCUUAUGUCGCCCAGAUUUAGAAACUUGGUUUAUGAAAUGGAAGAUAUACCCGAGUUUAAGGCUAUGGUUGAAUUCCUGGAAACUCACAACAUCGACAUUCUUUACUUCAUCAAUCAAAUCAACGAAGCUGUUGACGAUAUCCAGGAUGCUAGAAGAAGCACUCGCCAAGCGGUAAGCGGUCGUGACAUGUCGGCCUUCAUCCAGGACUCCAUCAAACUGUUCCCUAAGGACAAGCUGGUUGCUCUGUACGAGGAGAAGACCGCCAACUCUGAAAGUUUCAGACUUGCCAUGGAAAGUUUCUGGAGUGAGGAAUGGGACCAGAUCUACGGCGCUCUUUGGCAAAAUGAUGUCUUCCUAAGCGAAGUCCAGGAGCUUAAUGCUAAUGGCAUCGACGUUCAGCUUGUGCUUCUGGAAAUGAGGGCUGUUAUGGGACCAUUUUUACUUCACAAUCAGUCGAAAAACACAAUGAAGAUCUUUAUCGCCCUCCUCGCUCUGGUAGCCCUGGGAUGCUCAGCUCCUCAACCAAGACACACCUUCCACGAGCAUUAUGAAGACUUCCUGAACCUCAUCGGAGAGGAGAUUGAGGAGGAGCUUGAACAGUUGAUGGACGAAUACGCACAGUUCGAAGAGUUCAAAGCGGGAAUAGAAUACCUUACGUCGCCCAGAUUUAGAAACUUGGUUUAUGAAAUGGAAGAUAUACCCGAGUUUAAGGCUAUGGUUGAAUUCCUGGAAACUCACAACAUCGACAUUCUUUACUUCAUCAAUCUAAUCAACGAUAGUUUUGACCUUAUCCAGGAUGCUAGAAGAAGCACUCGUCAAGCGGUAAGCGGUCGUGACAUGUCGGCCUUCAUCCAGGACUCCAUCAAACUGUUCCCUAAGGACAAGCUGGUUGCUCUGUACGAGGAGAAGACCGCCAACUCUGAAAGUUUCAGACUUGCCAUGGAAAGUUUCUGGAGUGAGGAAUGGGACCAGAUCUACGGCGCUCUUUGGCAAAAUGAUGUCUUCCUAAGCGAAGUCCAGGAGCUCAAUGCUAAUGGCAUCGACGUUCAGCUUGUGCUUCUGGAAAUGAGGGCUGUUAUGGGAAUUUUCGAUUGAAAAGUACGAAAGUUUGAAAGAAAAUCAUAAUAUGUAGAACGUCUUGAAGGA
Messenger RNA from Maniola jurtina (meadow brown), 1410 nucleotides. RefSeq lists its product as uncharacterized. The record is from RefSeq and is a predicted model, not a curated record. Bases 79 to 1359 code for a protein of 426 amino acids. Lineage: Eukaryota; Metazoa; Arthropoda; Insecta; Lepidoptera; Nymphalidae. The transcript has 6 exons.